CAACUUGCGCCCUGUGCCCCCCUCCUCCCCGCCAUCGCCCUGUGCCCCCUCAGCCCUCUCUUUCCCGCCCUCACGUCCCGCUAAGCGGCCACCCCGGGUCAUCCCGCCCCCUUGGCCCCCUGCCACCCUCACCAUGAGGGAAGAGAGCCCGAGGCCUGGUGCCCCGAGGCCAUGAGGGCAUGGGGGGCGUAGGGCCGAGGGGCAUCCGCCCUCCAAGGCCCCCCAAAGUGGCAGCGGGCACCCUGGGCAUCUCUUGCUGCUGCUUCUUCCUCCUCCUCCUCCUCCUCCUCCUCCUCCUCGUGUUUGCCCCCUGGCCCCACCUGGCAGGUGACAGAUGGGACACAUUUAAGCACCAGGUCAGGCUAAGCUACAGGAAGAAAGUUGUAGUUGGCUUCUUCACGUCCGGACGAUGCCAACCCGCCAUCCUAAAUCCCGGAUUUUCAGAUUCAUCGUUCCCCCAUUCCUUGGACGAUGAAGGAAUGGAUGGAUUGCCGGCAAAUAUUUUGAAGGAUUUCAAACCGUCGAGGGAGCGGCAUGCUGUCACGUUUCCAGGGGAGUCUGCGGGGAAGACAAGAGGCCUGCUCCCGUCCGCGCCGUUCGUCUCCCGGCAAAGAAGGAAGACACCCAACCGGAGACGGCAAUUCCCGGAAAGAUGGAGGGAAAGGCCCAUUAGAUCGGCGACUCCGGGUGCCGGACGACAGGCAGGGCGGCCCUCUCCCGGACGCUGCCGGACCCAGAGGCGCGAGGCGGGAAAAGCGAGCCUCCCGCUUCCAAACCCGACCCCCAGAUGGGAAAGAGACCUCGCCCCGGAGUUGAGGGAGACCCAAAUGUCGGGAAGCCUUCCGUGCCUCAGGAGGGUCGGGCCGCGGCGGGAUUGCGACGCGGAGCCCGGAUCGAAGCAGAAGGAAGGCUCGGAUCCUUGCGCCGUCCGGGAAGGGCGAAGGGCGGGACGGAAGGAAGCGGGAGGGAAAGGGGCGCCGUCCGGGACCGGGGCUUUCGUGGCCCCGAGGCUCUUCUUGAAGGCCCCCGCGGCGGCCCUCCGCGUCCCCGGGAGCCCCUCGGCGUUCCCGAAGAGAAAGAAGAAAGGCCUCAGAAGGGCCCCGAGCAGAAGGCCUCAAGAGAAACCUCCCCCGGUGCACCAUGUUUUCCUUCCUCACCAUUUAGAAGAGGAACCGACAAACCCCGGAAACGCCUCGGAAGACGCCGUGGAGGAAGACGUCCUCGGCCUCCCGGCCCCCGAGGAGGAGACCGUCCUCGAGGACGUGGACGCGGGCCUCUCCCGCAACUCGACGGAAGCUGAGGACGACGACCUCAAGGCCGGGGCUUGGCGGCCCAAGAAAGGUUCGCUUUGGCCCGAGGGAGAAGGAGCCCCCCGCCACCCCGGAGUCUUGCAGUUCGAGAGGAAGAAAACAAAGAAGUUUCACUCGCUGCUCCGCGACCGGAUCAAUAUCAACGGGGAAGAAGGACACCCCCUCCCGGGACUCCCGGAGGACGGGCCGGAGCUCGGAAACCUCCCCCGCGUGUUCCCGGGAGCGAGCCGCCGAGGCCCCAAGAGAACGCACGCCCUGCUAGGGGCCGUUCCCCAGAAGAAACAGAAGAAAAAGAGCCACCCCAAAACCGCGGGAACGCGGGUCCGCGCCAGAUUCCCGGUUCACGGAGCCCACCCGGCGGGCGCGGUCCCCACUCCGACCCGUCCCGCCCCCGUGGCGGGCAAGGUCACCAAACGAGGGACCUCGCGGAAAGGCGGCAGGUUGCGCGUCCGGCCCAUGCAGGACAUGCUCAAACAGUUAGAGGCCAUGUCAGACCUCCUGCUGAAACAAAUGUUGGCGACCCCCCGGGAGAAGCCCUCGGAAAACCGCGGCCUUCCCGCCCGGAGCGGGACGGAGGGAAGGGCGGAAUAGUUCAUCCGACGCGACGCGGAAAGGGGAGGGCGGCCGACUCCCACCGGGGAACGGAGAGCCAAGGCGAGGCCCGGAGAAACGGAGCGAGGCAGCGUGGAUCGCUCUGGGCCAAGGAAUCCGAAUAAAAUCGAAACGUUCGUUCCUCCGAAGUUAAAUCCAUCUCCGGUUAAUGUCCGUCCGCGCUCAAGCGACCAUCCGGAGCAUCCGGAGCCUCGCCGCGGGGCGGGUAUCUUGUUAGGCCGCGGAGUCUGGGGGCCCCUCGUUUCUUUCCCGACGAGUGAAUCCCUUCUCGGUCCUCUCUGAAUUCCCUUCGACGCCUGUUGGGAAUGCGCCCGCUCCCCGGCGCUUAGCGCAGUGCCCUGCAUGCAGUAAGCGCCCAAUAAAUACGACCGAAAGCGAA
This is a messenger RNA of Tachyglossus aculeatus (Australian echidna), 2301 nucleotides long. RefSeq lists its product as uncharacterized. The transcript has 5 exons. The record is from RefSeq and is a predicted model, not a curated record. Lineage: Eukaryota; Metazoa; Chordata; Mammalia; Monotremata; Tachyglossidae. The coding region runs from base 180 to 1901 and encodes 573 amino acids.